Molecule: messenger RNA, 2753 nt
Organism: Cornus florida
Lineage: Eukaryota; Viridiplantae; Streptophyta; Magnoliopsida; Cornales; Cornaceae
Product: rhamnogalacturonan I rhamnosyltransferase 1-like
Exons: 8
Coding region: 712-2253 (513 amino acids)
Cellular component (GO): cytoplasm
Source: RefSeq, a predicted model, not a curated record
UUCUUUCGUGCACUCACGACGCGGUGUUCUUAUCAUUCUCUGUCUCUCUCUCCUCUCUCUAUUUGUAUUCCUUUCCGUGUUGGCCUGCCGUCAGCCGUCAGAUUCCGGCGACUCCAUACCAUUUCCCGCCGGAAAUACGUCAGAUUACCCAGAAACAACGUUCAGAUUGUUGCAAUUCAAAUCGCUUCUGAAAUCGAACUUUUCUUAUCCAUUUUUUCGUGUGAAAAAGGGGUUAAAAUUUCCUAUAGUGUCUGUUGAUCGCUAAAGAUCAAAGCUCUCCAUUGAAGCUUUCGUUAAUGUGUGCGAAAAUUAGGGUUUUGUGUGUUGUUUCAGGAAGGGAUCUUCGGGUGAAAGCGAAAAAAAGUCAUUUUUUUGUUUUUGUUUUUAUGCAUUUUCUGAUAGGAAUUUUUGACCUGCAAUGUUGGUUCAGGUGUCGUGAGAUUUGGAUUUGACCAUUCCUAUAUUUAGCAAUUACAGGUUGAAUAUUCUCGUAAUUCAAAGCAAAUCGAAAAGUGAAGCUUGAUUCGAUCAAUUCGUGUCAAUUUAGGUUGUUUUCGAUACUAUUUCGAUCGUGCAUUGAUUAUAAUUCGGGUGAUUUUUUGUGCAUUUUUAGUUGAAGGUGAAUUAAUUCGAGUCUGCAAUUGAUUGGUGUGAUCAGAUGUGGUAGAAGACUAGGGUUUGCGUGUGAAUGCAUGGGGGGAGGGGAUCGGUAUGUGCAAGGUAGAGAGAGAAAGGAGUGAGGAGAGAGAGAGAAAGGGGAGUUGGGGGAUGGGAUUGAAGUCGUUGGGAGAGAUUAGAGUAGAGAAGCUGAGGAGUUCAAUGGUUUCACGGUCUCGAAUGAAGCUUUGGAUGAUUAGGGCAACCACAACGGUGUUGUUGUGGACUUGUUUGGUUCAGUUAACUGCAUUGGGAGAAUUAUGGGGUCCUAGGGUGUUGAAGGGCUGGCCUUCUUGUUUCUCUCAUGAUUCCGAAGCUUUGGCGGUCAAGUACUCACCGGCAGUUCCGGCAAGAGUUCUUCCACCCAAGAGGGUUUAUAAGAACAAUGGUUACCUGAUGGUUUCGUGCAAUGGAGGGCUUAAUCAAAUGCGGGCAGCGAUUUGCGACAUGGUUGCGAUUGCAAGAUAUUUAAAUGUCACACUUAUCGUUCCUGAGCUGGAUAAAACUUCAUUCUGGGCUGAUCCGAGUGAAUUUCGAGACAUAUUUGAUGUGGAUCAUUUCAUUACUUCCUUAAGAGAUGAGGUUCGGGUAUUGAAAGAGCUGCCUCCUAAGCUUAAGGUGCGAGUGGAGUUAGGCAUGAUUUAUACCAUGCCUCCCAUCAGUUGGUCUGACAUAUCUUACUAUCAUAAUCAGAUACUUCCUCUGAUACAGAAGUACAAAGUUGUGCAUUUAAAUAGAACGGAUGCUCGGCUUGCCAAUAAUGGUCAGCCCAUGGAGAUUCAGAAGUUGCGCUGCCGAGUGAAUUUUGAUGCUCUGAGAUUCACUUCUCAGAUAGAGGAGUUGGGUAGAAGGGUUAUCAGGCUACUAAGGCAAAAUGGUCCUUUUCUAGUACUUCAUCUUAGAUAUGAAAUGGACAUGUUAGCCUUUUCUGGCUGUACUCAAGGCUGCAACAGUGAGGAGGUGGACGAGUUGACAAACAUGAGAUAUGCUUACCCCUGGUGGAAAGAGAAAAUCAUAAAUUCUGAUUUGAAGAGGAAAGAUGGUUUAUGCCCUUUGACACCUGAGGAAACUGCUCUUACACUAAGGGCACUGGACAUUGAUCGUGACAUCCAGAUUUACAUUGCGGCUGGAGAAAUAUAUGGUGGAGACAGGAGAAUGGCUAGUCUUGCAGCAGCUUACCCAAAGCUGGUCAGAAAAGAGACACUGCUGGAACCAUCUGAUCUUAGAUUUUUCCAAAAUCACUCAUCGCAAAUGGCAGCUUUGGAUUAUCUUGUCUCACUGAAGAGUGAUAUUUUUGUUCCUACUUAUGAUGGAAACAUGGCCAAAGUUGUUGAAGGCCAUCGCAGAUACCUCGGGUUCAAGAAGACCAUUCUAUUAGACAGAAGGUUUUUAGUUGAUUUGAUAGACCAAUAUAAUAGUGGAUCUCUGAGUUGGGAUGAGUUCUCAUCUGCUGUUAAGGAAUCCCAUGCAGAACGCAUGGGGAGCGCUACUAGACGGUUGGUGAUUCCGGACAGACCUAAAGAAGAGGAUUAUUUCUACGCCAACCCACACGAGUGUUUGCAAGAAUCAGGUGAUGAAUUAUCAAAUAGUACCUAAAACCUUUAGGAUGUUGUUGCAUUUGAUCAAUUUCCUGCAAAAUUUCGCCACACGUUCAGAGAUAGUAGCUCCCAAUACAAAAACAUAGCGAACUGCAAAAGUUAGAUGUUUUGUUUUGAGGAGGAGAUCUUGAAGAUUAUGGGAGUGAGUUAUGCACUCGGAUGAAGCCGGAAAGGAUAUAUGGAAGGCAGCUGGAGGAUAGUAAGAUCUUUUAAUAUAUUCCGAAAAUUCUAUUCAUGUAUAGAAGCAACCCUGCCAUUUUAGGGUUACUGCAAAAUCAACUGCAGUGCACACAGGGGGAUGCAAAUAUAGAUUUGUUUUACUGAACUUGUGGAUUUAUAGAAAGUUACUGAAGUAUCCAUAGCCAACCAGUUUUGUGUUUAUUUAUUUAUUUAUUUUUGCAUCUUUCAUCUUAUGAUUUUGUAAUAUAUAUAUUGGAUUCGGUAAUCUAUUUGUAGCAAGACUCUGGUUUUACUGUUGACUUGGUCAGGAUUGCUCAA